Condylura cristata (star-nosed mole) is the source of this 1177-nucleotide messenger RNA. RefSeq names its product dehydrogenase/reductase (SDR family) member 12 (gene DHRS12). The transcript is spliced from 9 exons. The record is from RefSeq and is a predicted model, not a curated record. The coding region runs from base 1 to 948 and encodes 315 amino acids. NCBI's taxonomy places the organism in Eukaryota, Metazoa, Chordata, Mammalia, Eulipotyphla, Talpidae.
AUGCUGAAGCCAUCUUCUUCCUUUUCUGUGACUGAAUCUGUAGAGAUGGUGGUGGAAGGCAGUAAAGGUGGGACCACUUCACUGGGGUCCAGUCACACCCAUGACUCUCAAAUCUCAGUGAACCGUCAGAACUACCAAGGGAGUGGCUAUGAAUCUGCAGCUAAGGACUUUGUCCCUGAUGACUUGGAAAUCCAGGUUCCUGGAAGAGCGUUCUUGGUCACCGGAGGCAACAGUGGCAUUGGAAAAGCAACUGCAACUGCAAUAGCCAAGCGGGGUGGCACAGUUCACCUGGUUUGUCGAGAUCAAAGUCGAGCUGAAGGUGCCAAAGGUGAGAUCAUCAGGGAGAGCGGUAACCAGAACAUCUUUCUGCACAUUUUGGACUUGUCUGAUCCCAAGAAAAUCUGGAAAUUUGUUGAAACUUUCAAGCAGGAACAUACACUCAAUGUUCUGAUCAAUAAUGCAGGUUGCAUGGUCAAUAAAAGAGAACUCACAGAAGAUGGACUUGAAAAAAACUUUGCGACCAAUACUCUGGGUGUCUACAUUCUCACCACGGCGCUGAUCCCUGUGCUGGAGAAAGAACAUGACCCCAGAGUGAUAACAGUCUCCUCAGGAGGGAUGUUGGUUCAGAAACUGAAUAUCCAUGAUCUCCAGUCAGAAAGGACGGCCUUCAAUGGGACGAUGGUCUACGCACACAACAAACGGCAGCAGGUGGUUCUGACCGAGCGCUGGGCCCAGCGGCAUCCGGCCAUCCACUUCUCAUCAAUGCAUCCCGGCUGGGUCGACACCCCAGCUGUGAGGCAGUCGAUGCCGGGGUUCCACGCCAGGCUCAAGGACAGGCUGCGCUCCGUGGCCCAAGGGGCAGACACCGUGCUGUGGCUAGCACUCAGCCCUGCCGCCCCCCUGCAGCCCAGUGGCCAGUUCUUUCAAGGUGACUUCCUCCCUGUGUGAAGGCUGCUUAUGCCUUCGUUCUCCAAAACCACAGUGGGGGCCUCUGAGGAGGGCCUUUUUCUCCAUGAAUCUUGGGGGUGGGAAUAUCCCCCUUCCUGUGAUUGUGCCCAGAGAGAGAUGCCCUUCACCCAUGUGAGGUGUUUUGUGUGGUGCCUCACCUUUGAUUUUGCAAGCCCCUCUCCCAGCUUCCUAUUGCUUUUUCUGAACUAGGUGGGUCCCCGGGUGAUGA